AUGUUAAGAACCUCUUUUCAUUUGAUUGAAUCUGGUUUUUCCCCAUAUUGGGUGCAGGGUAGGAAUUGGGUGUGGAUGGGUAUAUUUGGGAGCUCACUGUUUUUUGUAGGGGGAAUAACCAACCUGCUCAAAGUGUUCAAGAUGCAACAGAACAUUGGGAUGACGAGGCUUGAGAAGCUGCGAGGAGGGCACAGGACCGUCUGCUACAGGGGAGGGAAGGAAUCGGCCGGCUUCCGCUUGUUGCCGAGGAGGAUAGGAGGAAGAACCUGCAGCAGGGCGAGGAGGAAA
This is a messenger RNA of Thlaspi arvense, 288 nucleotides long. The record is from the annotation of a GenBank genome assembly. NCBI's taxonomy places the organism in Eukaryota, Viridiplantae, Streptophyta, Magnoliopsida, Brassicales, Brassicaceae.